Molecule: messenger RNA, 561 nt
Organism: Cadophora gregata
Lineage: Eukaryota; Fungi; Ascomycota; Leotiomycetes; Helotiales; Ploettnerulaceae
Exons: 3
Coding region: 1-561 (186 amino acids)
Source: RefSeq, a predicted model, not a curated record
AUGUCCCUUGUUUCUGCAGAGACACUUGCACACAACAACAACAAGGUCGUCACCACCCCUUUCAAGACAGUCCACAAACACAAGCUUCACAGGUUUCCUUUCAGAAAGUCUUUCAAACCGACUGACAACCUGUGCGACAUCGAAGAGGGGGAGAUACUUGGUGAUGGCGAUGAGAUCAGACCAGGCUUGAAAAUGCCUUCUUCUUGCCUUGCUUCUGAGUUUGAACCUGAUGACGAGAAGUUCGAUCUGUUCUUUUCCAAUAUCCCUGAUCACAAUGCAGCCAUUGUAGAUGUCAAGGAUUGGCUCAAAUUGUGGUUUGACGCGACUCUUCUCAAUAUUCGUCACGUUCCCAAUUUCCUCGCUUCUAUCGCUAUGGAUGGCAAAGCACUCCAUGCUAUUCAAGACUUUCGCUGGAUUGAGAACUCUUUGAAGAAUGGCAACCGCAUCCCAAACGGCGACAACAUCGAGUGGCUUCCUCAGGAUAUCGUUGUCAAUUUGGCAAAGUACGUCUUUUACGCCAAGGAAUAUGCCAAUAGGUCUGACUUCGGACGAAAGCCAUAG